UCGUCAGGAUUUUAUCCUGGAAGUUUACCUUCUCUGUUUCUUUCAACUUUUACGCUAAUCUCUGGAUUAGAGAGCAUUUUCUUCUUAAUCUAGAAUUUAAGAUUUUCUAAUUUGAUCUUAUCGCGAGUGACGGUUACGUGGUUGAAUCGUCAUCCUGUCUCCGCCUACCUUCCGCUUGAGUAACUUUCCCUGAAAGCUUUCACCUUUUUAGGGGGCUGCAGUUGCCUGUUGUUAGGUCUCCCGGCUCAUUUCGCUGGGAAUAUUUCUUUUGGGUUCUGAUCGAAGCCUCCCAAGGCAAAAGGCUUGUUGAAUCCAUGGCGCUAGAUUGAAGCAGAGGUUUUGAUGGGGUUGGGGAAUUCGAAGGAGGACUGGGCACAGGAUUCACCCUCUUCCUUUCAUUCAACUUCAUCGUCAUGGAAUGCUCCUCGAUAUGGUCAAGACGGCUAUAACCAUCAGGAGGCUUAUCCUCCACCUUCCCAAAGUCAUGGCAACGGUAGGAAGAAACUGGAGCGGAAGUAUUCAAGGAUUGCUGAUGAUUACUCUUCUUUAGAACAAGUGACAGAGGCUCUUGCACUUGCAGGUCUUGAAUCUUCCAAUUUGAUCGUUGGCGUCGAUUUCACCAAGAGCAAUGAGUGGACAGGGGCCAAAUCCUUCAACAAAAAAAGCUUGCAUUUCACAGGCAUUAGUCUGAAUCCAUACGAGCAAGCCAUAACCAUUAUAGGAAAAACAUUAGCUGCCUUUGACGAGGAUAACCUAAUCCCCUGUUACGGUUUUGGAGAUGCAUCAACUCAUGAUCAAGAUGUGUUUAGCUUCUAUCCAGAAGGUAGAUUCUGUAACGGAUUCGAAGAAGUACUGGCUCGGUAUAGGGAAAUUGUUCCUCAACUUAAGCUUGCAGGCCCGACCUCGUUUGCCCCGAUCAUUGAAAUGGCGAUGACCAUAGUUGAGCAGAGUGGUGGCCAGUAUCAUGUGUUAGUAAUAAUAGCUGAUGGACAGGUUACAAGAAGCGUUGACACUGAAACUGGGCGGCUAAGUCCACAAGAACAAAAGACAGUCGAUGCCAUCGUGCAAGCAAGUAAGCUUCCUCUGUCAAUUGUCUUGGUCGGGGUUGGUGAUGGACCAUGGGACACAAUGAAGGAAUUUGAUGAUAACAUCCCUGCCCGAGCAUUCGAUAACUUCCAAUUUGUGAAUUUCACAGAAAUCAUGUCGAAGAGCAGAGAGCAGUCGCGGAAGGAGACAGAGUUUGCACUUGCUUCUCUAAUGGAGAUACCCUCACAGUACAAGGCGACAAUAGAGCUUAACAUAUUAGGGCGAAGAAACGGGAGUGUACCUGAGAGAAUUCCACUAUCACCUCCGGUGCAUGGUGAUGCUGGAUCUUCCUUCAACACACCGAAGUUUUCCCGUAUGCCCAGCUACCAGCCGAGUGUUCCACCUUAUCCGAGUGAAUGCAAGCCUGUAAGUAGUGCCCCACCUGUCCCAAGCUCAACGUACGAUGACCAGCUGUGCCCGAUAUGCCUGAGCAAUCCAAAGGACAUGGCGUUUGGUUGCGGCCACCAGACGUGUUGUGAGUGCGGACCAGAUCUCCAUGUCUGCCCCAUUUGCCGCUCUCCCAUCCAUACCAGGAUAAGGCUUUACUAACCCAGCCAACCCUUGUUCUUCAAUCAUUCGUUUGUUUGUUUGUUUCUCCGAUGCAUGCAAUCUUUCUGUACAAGGAAGAUAAAUCUUUUCUGAUGUUCCCUUUUGUUGUUGGAGUAACUGCGUUCCAUUGUAAUAUCAACUACUUUUGUGACAUAAAAAUGCUAAUCUAUAAUAUGAUUGGGAAAUA
Messenger RNA from Tarenaya hassleriana, 1822 nucleotides. Its product is annotated as E3 ubiquitin-protein ligase RGLG2-like. The record is from RefSeq and is a predicted model, not a curated record. Lineage: Eukaryota; Viridiplantae; Streptophyta; Magnoliopsida; Brassicales; Cleomaceae. Gene Ontology annotation, biological process: protein K63-linked ubiquitination. Gene Ontology annotation, molecular function: ubiquitin protein ligase activity. Bases 343 to 1635 code for a protein of 430 amino acids. The transcript is spliced from 12 exons.